AUGACCUCUGUCCGUAGAGACAAGUACCGCUACUUCGCCUGCCUCCUGAGGGACCGGUUCGAUAAGAACAAGAAUGUGAACGAUAUGGUGAAAGCCACCGAGCUGCUGAAGGCCGGCCAGGAAGAGUUCUGGGCCAGCCAGCACCCGCAGCCGUACGUCUUCGCCGACUCCCCCGGGGGCGUUGCCUACGAGCGAUACGAGAUGUACAAGCUUCCUGAAUGGGCCUUGGAUUUCUGGCACCCUUCUGAGAAGGCAAUGUAUCCUGAUUACUUUGCCAAACGAGAGCAGUGGAAGAAGCUGCAGCGGGAAAGCUGGGAAAGAGAGGUUAAGCAGUUACAAGAAGAAACUCCAGCUGAUGGUCCAAGAACUGAAGCUUUGCCUCCAGCUCGUAAGGAGGGGCAUCUGCCCCCCAUGUGGUGGCACCAUGUCACUCGACCUCGUGAGCAGCCCAUGUGA
This is a messenger RNA of Pyrgilauda ruficollis (rufous-necked snowfinch), 456 nucleotides long. It is a transcript of the gene NDUFB9, whose product is annotated as NADH:ubiquinone oxidoreductase subunit B9. Gene Ontology annotation, biological process: mitochondrial electron transport, NADH to ubiquinone. The coding region runs from base 1 to 456 and encodes 151 amino acids. The transcript has 3 exons. The record is from RefSeq and is a predicted model, not a curated record. NCBI's taxonomy places the organism in Eukaryota, Metazoa, Chordata, Aves, Passeriformes, Passeridae.